GUAAUUGUGCUUUACUUUUUGAAUAAUACUAGGACAUUUACAUUUUGCGGCUUGUUGAAGAAAAAAUAGAGCGUAGAGAAAGAGAAAGAAGAAACUUUCUUGUUUAUAUACUAUGCCUUUCUAUUCAAAGAGUUCGCCGUUAGACGAAAUUGUCGAAAAAGCAACUUCGGAAAGGAAUGUUACUGAGAAUUGGGGAGAAAUAAUGAAUGUAUGCGACAGAGUCUCACGUUCUUCCUCUGGGCCUAAAGAUGGUUUGAAUUCCAUUUUGAAAAGAGUUGACAAUCAUAAUCCAAAAGUGUCUUUACAAGCACUUACGCUUCUUGAUGCUUGUGUCAACAACUGUGGAAAACAGUUUUAUAUUGAAGUAUGUUCAAGAGACUUUGUUGGCGAAGUGAGAAAUCUCCUGAGAAAGAUCCACCGAUUGGCAGCAUUGAAAUUGAAAGGCAUGAUUAAGGAAUGGGUAAAAAUGUUCAAGAAUGACCCACAGUUAAGUUUGAUUCCAACAUUAUAUGAAGAAUUGAAAAGAGAGAAAGAGGAAUUUCCUCAAAAUCUAGCUGCCAACAUUACUUUAUCAUCCCUGCCAGCAAAGGAAACUGCCACAUCAGCAGAAGAGCAUGACUUAGCUUUAGCCAUUCAAAUGUCUUUGAAUGAAGCCAACUCAAGUCAGUCAAAAACUCCAAGUUUAUAUCCAUCAGUUCAAGCUGCUUCUCAAUCGACUAAUUCAAUGCCUGUGCAAAAAGUGCGAGCAUUGUAUGAAUUUAAUGCAGAAGAGGAUAACGAAGUAAGCUUCAAAAGUGGCGAUGUUAUUAUAGUCACAGAUAACAGUGAUGCAAACUGGUGGAAAGGCGAAGUCAAUGGAAGAUCUGGAUUGUUCCCAGCAAAUUUCGUCACAACUAACAUGACACCAGAUCCAAAGCAAGUUAAGAAAAAGAUGAAAAAUAAGCGAAAAGUUAGCUUUUCUGCUGAAAAAGAUUCAGUCAAAAGAUUUGAUGCAUCUGCAUCGAUUACCCAACCAGUUGCAAUUAAUGAAGAGAAAAUAGAGCAAUGCUUAGUGAUGUUGAAGAACGCUAAUGUUGAAGAAGAGGACGAUGACGAGGAUACAUUAAUAGAAUUGGAAGAAACAUGUAGAAAGAUGGCCCCACUUAUCGCUGAUAAAAUUCAAGUGAUACAAAAAAAACACGAUGAUUUAACGGAUUUAAAUGAUAGUUUCCUGCAGGCCAUGAGCAAAUAUCAAAACAUGUCGAAUGAACCUCUUCCUGUGCGUCAGUCGUUUUCCAAUGUUGCUUCAAUACCACAAAAUAAUCAUUAUACACAACAAGUCGUGAACAAUCCCGCCUUGCUUAAAUCUUACAUGACUGGGCACCCAUCAGCGAGCUAUAGCCCCGGACCUUCACAUCCCGGACUUACACAGAUUGUAGCAGAUGGCAUGAAUGCAACAUACUCGAAUCCAGGUCAGUAUGUUCCACAGGUGCAGCUGAAUGCUCCUCACAAGCCAUCUGUUCCUGGUUCUCAACAAUAUAACUAUCCAACGACAAAUCAAGUUUAUGGACAAUAUUAUCAGCCUGAAUUUAUUUAUAAAUAAUAGAUUCGAAUCGCUCUUAAUUGUCGUAACCCAGUGAAAAAUGACGAUUUUGAGAAAUAAACGAGUGAAAAUUUCGACUCUAA
Xenia sp. Carnegie-2017 is the source of this 1665-nucleotide messenger RNA. RefSeq names its product signal transducing adapter molecule 1-like. The coding region runs from base 113 to 1582 and encodes 489 amino acids. Gene Ontology annotation, biological process: protein transport to vacuole involved in ubiquitin-dependent protein catabolic process via the multivesicular body sorting pathway. Gene Ontology annotation, molecular function: phosphatidylinositol binding; ubiquitin binding. Lineage: Eukaryota; Metazoa; Cnidaria; Anthozoa; Malacalcyonacea; Xeniidae. The transcript is spliced from 16 exons. The record is from RefSeq and is a predicted model, not a curated record. Gene Ontology annotation, cellular component: ESCRT-0 complex.